CUUAAUUUCGCUUUCGGGUUUAGUAGUUUUAAAUUAAUAGUUGUGGUGAACGAGUUCAGAACGAAUAAUGUCUUCUGGACUGAAUUACACACAAGUGUAUCAGUUUCUUGUUCGUUUUACUUGCACUAGAUAAUUCGCACGCGCCAGACCGCCCUCCGUUAUCGAGCGACCAAAGGUCAUGUUAUUUCCGGUUGCAGCAGGUCUCGCUGCCUGGUGUUGGACUCCAAAAUGAGCGCAAGGAAUAUCGCUCGCUUUUGGGAAUGGGGAAAGAAAAUAAUAUGCGUCGGGAGAAACUAUGCAGAUCACGCCAUCGAGCUCAAAAAUGCCAUUCCCAGCGAACCUGUGCUUUUCCUGAAGCCCCCGUCUGCUUACGUUAGGGAAGGGUCUCCUAUCCUGCUUCCCUUCUACACCAGCAACCUCCACCAUGAAGUUGAGCUGGGGGUGGUGAUUGGUAAAGGAGGAACUGCUAUUCCUCAGUCUUCAGCCAUGGAGCAUGUGGCUGGAUAUGUGUUAUGCCUGGACAUGACAGCUCGGGACGUUCAGGACGAAUGCAAGUCCAAAGGUCUUCCAUGGACCCUGGCCAAAGCUUUUAACACCUCAUGUCCCAUCAGUGACUUCAUUCCCAAGGAGAAGAUCCCAGACCCGGGGAGCAUCAACCUGUGGUUGAAGGUGGACCAUAUUGUGAAACAGAAUGGAAGCACAUCCCAGAUGAUCUUUUCCAUCCCAUAUCUCAUAAACUACAUCAGCGAGAUCAUCUCUUUGGAGGAAGGUGAUCUCAUUCUCACUGGGACCCCUAAAGGAGUGUCAAGUGUCCAGGAACAAGAUGAACUUCAAGCUGGGAUUGAUGGCAUUGUGACUAUGACGUUCAAAGUGGAUCGAAAAAGUUGAUUUCAAUUAGAACAACUAGACAAUUUGCUGCAAAGCACAACCAUUGCAAUGGCAAUGACACAAUGAUUUUACAGUCACUAGAAUUGGAAACAUUGUAUGAUGUUUUUUUUCUUUUCUAAAUAAAAAUUUUAA
Molecule: messenger RNA, 1020 nt
Organism: Sinocyclocheilus anshuiensis
Lineage: Eukaryota; Metazoa; Chordata; Actinopteri; Cypriniformes; Cyprinidae
Product: acylpyruvase FAHD1, mitochondrial-like
Exons: 1
Coding region: 229-888 (219 amino acids)
Cellular component (GO): mitochondrion
Molecular function (GO): acetylpyruvate hydrolase activity
Source: RefSeq, a predicted model, not a curated record